Messenger RNA from Panicum hallii, 1137 nucleotides. RefSeq lists its product as uncharacterized. The record is from RefSeq and is a predicted model, not a curated record. The transcript has a single exon. NCBI's taxonomy places the organism in Eukaryota, Viridiplantae, Streptophyta, Magnoliopsida, Poales, Poaceae. The coding region runs from base 91 to 930 and encodes 279 amino acids.
UAGUGUGCAAGCAACGACAAAAGCUCCCUGUUCGGCUUCCCGCUUCCUCACUGCCUGCCUGCCUGCCUCCCGCACCGAACCACGACCGCCAUGGCGAGCGCCGAGGCCAGGGCCGCGGCGCUGCUCUUCUCCUGCUCCGCGGUAGCGUUCCUCCUCCUCGCCCGCGAGGCCGUCCUCCAGCCCCACCGGCGCCGCGGCGGCGACCUCGCGGACCUCCUGCUCGCCGCGCUCGACAGCCUCCUUCCCGAAGGCCGCGGCCUCCUGGACCUCGCCACGCGGAGGAACAUGGUCCUGCUCUGCCACGCCAUCCUCGUCGUCAUCCUCAUGGACGCCGGCGUCCUCGGCGCCCCCGCUCGCCGCCGCGGCGCGGCGUCCGCUGCUGGCGCGGGCGUGGAACAAGGCGCCUGCGCCGCUCCUGCUCAUCUAGCCCACGCGCCGGGGAGGAGCGCCGUCGUGUGGCGGCGGCAGCGGAGCAGCGCCAGGACCAAGAGCGCGGGCGCCGACGAGAGCGGCCGCCGCCUCGGCAAGCGUCAGCCACGGCGAAGCCCCCGGCCGGCCGCCGCGGCAGCGUUGACCGUAGAACCGGAACAGGCAGAACGACAGCCUAUGGUAGGCAGAGAGAUCGUCCCUGUCGAGAAGGCCCCGAGGAUCUGCCUCCUCGAUGACGACCGUGAUCGCGCGGCUGUCGUUGAGCUUGAGCAGCUGGCUCCUGCGAGCGCGACGGAUGCCAGGACCGACUCCGAUCGUGCCAUCAUCGUUGCCGGCGACGAGAGAAACGGAAUUGCCGAAGCGGAGGAGAUGGAGGGAGUGGAGCUCGCCGACGACAGGAGGUUCGACGAGUUCAUUGAGAAGCAGUGGAGCAAGAUCCGGCAGGAGAGCCUGCAGCUGGUCAGGGCAGCGCCCCAACAGCAAGCGAUCACAACAUGGUAGCAUCAUAACGAUCGAUGUUACAGGGCCUGACAGGCUUGGUGCGUCCUAGGUAGUAGCUUCGAGCUCAUGAUGUGGGUGCUGUUGCUCUGUUUUCCCGGCCGAAAUCUUCUCCGUCAGCCGUGUGCGUCGGCAAAAUCCACUUUUUUCUACUCUUUUUUCUUGGAGCUGAUCGAUCGAUUCACCGUCACAUCGCAAGGCUUUCCAUCA